UAAACGGAAGAAAACGGAACGAAAUGGGGAUGGACCUACCUGAGUUUGUCCAAUUGAAACGAACGUUUUCGUUGCUCAACGCAACUGUUUUGUAACUGUUUGGACUAAUGAUUACACCUCACGACUGUCUGCAUGCAUAAGCAUUUACUAAAAACAAACCGGAUUUUUACAUGACAUGGGGGGCUAUCACUGACUAUCAGAAUCCAUGAUGGAGCCUCAAGAGGAGAAGCCCAUUAUUUACACAAUGGAGAACAAGCCGAUUGUGACAUGUGCUGGGGACCAGGCCUUGUUCACUUCUCUCUACACCCCAUUGGCCCAGCAGCUUCCCAGGGAACCAAUGGAGUGGAGGAGGUCGUGUGGACGAGCACCAAAGAUGAUCCAUUUAGAGGCCAACUUUGUCCAGUUCAAAGAGGAACUCCUCCCUAAAGAGGGAAACAAAGCCCUCCUCACUUUCCCCUUCCUCCAUAUCUACUGGACAGACUGCUGUGACACUGAGGUGUACAAGGCGUCAGUCAGGGACAACAUGAUGAGGUGGCAGGGCAACCUGCGGCUCCACGGGUCAGCUGACUGGGUCAUCGUUGUCGUGGAGACCAGCGAUGCCAAGAAGAAGAACAAGACCAACAUCCUGCCUCGCUCUUCCUUAGUGGACAAGAUCCGCAACGACUUCUGUAACAAGCAUAAUGACCGUUGUGUGGUUCUGUCAGACCCUCUAAAGAAUUCGUCCAGGUCUCAGGAGUCGUGGAGUGCCUUCCUGCUGAAGCUGAGGACUCUACUGCUGAUGUCCUUCACUCAGAACCUGGGACGCUUCGAGGAGGACAUGCGCACCCUCCGGGAGAAACGCAAUCAGCCCGGAUGGAGCUUCUGUGACUACUUCAUGGUACAGGAGGAGUUGGCCUUUGUGUUUGAGAUGCUACAGCAGUUUGAGGAUGCUCUGCUACAGUACGACGAGCUGGACGCCCUCUUCACUCAGUAUGUUCUCAACUUCGGGGCUGGAGACGCGGCCAACUGGCUGGGUUCCUUCUGCUCCCCGGUGAAGAGCUGGACUGGCUUGCUCCUGCGGCGCCCCAUAGACAUGGAAAAGAGAGAUGGGAUCCAACGCGGGCAGGCUAGCCUGCUAGAGUUACGCAGCUACCUGUUCUGUCGUCAGUGUACCCUGCUCAUCUUCCUCCAGAGGCCCUGGGAGGUGACACAGAGAGCCCUGGAGCUGCUGCAUAACUGUGUCCAGGAGCUAUGCCUGCUGGAGGUGUCUAUGAUGGAGGGUGCAUUAGACUGCUGGGUCUUCCUCAGCUGCCUGGAGGUGCUGCAUCGUAUAGAAGGCUGCUGUGACCAGGCCCAGCUAGAGGCUAAUGUCUCCCACACUGUGGGCCUGUGGGCCUAUGCUACUGACAAGCUGAAGUCUCUGGGCUAUAUGUGUGGUCUGGUGUCAGAGAAGGGUCCACUGUCUCUGGAGCUGAACCGAACUGUGGACCUGCUGGCUGGACUGGAGGAUGAGAAGGCUGAGACUGUCCACAGCUUGCAGAGCCCGUAUAAAAAACUGAAGGAGGCCCUGUCUUCUGUGGAGGCGUUUGAGAGACAUUAUCUUGAGUUGUCCCAUGCUGCUGUGGAGAUGUACACGGCCAUUGGCAGGAUGAGGUCAGCGCGGCUCAUUGGGAAGAGCCUGGCUGAGUUCUACAUGAGGAAAGGUGAUCCUGAGCAGGCGGAGAGCUUCUUGCAGAAUGCUCUGAGGUCAUACGUGUCAGAGGGGUGGAGCCUACCUGUCACUCACACCAGGAAGCAGAUGGCUGAGUGCCAGAAACUGCUGGGGAAGACCGAGAACUACCUGCAGACAAGUGCCUUGUUGGCAGGUGAUGCCAAUCUGACCAAUGAGGAGAGGAUUCACUUCUGUCAGGAGAUCCUGACUUUCGCCAACCAAUCAACAGACAGCAAGGCCCAGAAGGUGGCGCUCAGUAUGAGUUCUUUCGCCCAGCUCAAGCAGCUGCAGUUCCGCCCGGCAACAGCCACGGUGCACUCUGGCACCGCCCUGCAGGUGGAGUUGUGUCUGCGCAGCUUGAUGCCUGUGGCCGUACCUCUGGAACAGCUGGCUGCCAGUGUUCACUUAAACCUGGAGCAGGGAGAGACUAACGGGAAGACCAGGGGGCCACAGAGACGGCCAUACCCAGGGACGGUGCUUUUCCCCCUGGGUAACUCCUCAGCGAUGCCCCCCUCCGCUGCUGGUCCUUCUCUGGAGCUGGAAGAGAUCCAGGACCGCAGCUCCUCGGACCCUCGUACACUCAACUCCACCGGCAUGGUGUGUAAGAACACACACCUGGUCAUGCGUCGUCAUGACAGCAGCCCGUCACCGGACAUGCCCAACCUUGUCAGCCCAGUUCCUGUUGUCAUGGAUGACGGGGCAAAGAUGCUAAUGAGCGGUGAUGUCACUGUGCUGCCGGGCAACAACAGCAUUGUCUUCAGUGUACCAAGUCAGGAGCUCGGUACCUACACGUUGCGUCAGCUGUGUGCCACAGUGGGCCAGGUCCAGUUUGUCCUCCCUCACAUCUCUCCUCUGGUCCAGUAUGAGGUCUAUUCUCAGGAGCCCCAGCUCACUGUGGAGCCCCUCACAGACCAGCUGCUGGCAGGCCUCCCCCAGAGGGCAAAGGUCAGGCUGCAGACAGGACACUACACUGUGAAGAAGGGAGACGCCCUGCAGCUCACUAACAUAGACAGCAUGCCCAUCCUCACCUCCUCCUCCUGCCCUGCUACCAUCCUCAACAGCACUGCAGAGCGUGUGGAUGAGAGUGUUCUGUUCAUCCAGUCGUCUGACAAAGUGACCAGUAUCUCUCUACCUCCCACCCCACCCUAUCACACCCUGGAGUUUCAGCUGGAGGUACUGUGUGUCAUCCCUUCUGAUCCAGUCCGGCCCGAGAACCAGAGACUCACAAACGGAGAGAUACACUACCGUCCCCGGAGCUACAGCCACCCCGAUAACCACAUGGCCGCCAUCAACCAGAGGAUGUCUGUAGACUGUCCCUGGUCCAUCUACUCCACUCCAAUAUCUCUCACCUUCUACAUCCCCUUUAAGGCCAAGCACUCACUACUAUCAGCAGGGAACAGGAAGUACAUCCAGGUGUGUCUACAGAACGUGUCAGAUGUGAACUUUCACCUGAUGGACCAGAGGCUAACAGAGAAACAUCACGAGUCUUCUCUGGAACUGCAGUCCCUCAAUACUAAAGCACAACAGUUGGUGUGCAGUAAGCAGAGUGUUUACUGCGUAUGGGAUGUGAGGUGGAAGGAAAACAUGCCAGUCUGUCUACAGUGUGUGUUCUCUGCCAGCUUCUCCUCUGCUUCUGAGGAAGUCUCAGCCUUCAAGCCCUACCACUACGAGUUUCAACUGGAGAGAGUGACAACACUGUACAGUGUGAGGGCAGAGAUCAUGCCUGCGGCUGGUCAACAAAACUGUCACUCUGGCUCCCUCUGUGGGCUGGAGAUGUCCAUUACACGACUGGCUGAACCUGAUGAUGAUGAAGAAGAUGGAGGGACUGAGGAGAAAGGGCAGACAGAGACAGAGGAGGUCUGCUCCACCAAGCUCAUGUAUGAAGUGGCAGGCAGUAGCUGGGUGGUGUAUGGCAGAAGCUCAGGGCUGGUGUCCAUGCCAGCGGAUGCUAAUGCCAACCACAGGGUACAGGUUGAGUUGAUGCCCCUCUUCGCUGGCCACCUGCCAUUCCCUGACAUCAAGGUGUUUAAGUACCUACCUCCCAGUGCCAACUCCGCCAGCCAACCUGAUACAGACGGCUGUGUAGAAAACGACAUCCUCUCCCUGAUGGACCGGCCUCUGGAUGAUCAGGGGGACACGGCCAGCUUCUGUAGCCAGGGAAGUGUCCACUCUGUGGGCAGCGGGGAGCAGCAGUCCAGGGUUCUUCCCAUGCCUCGCCUGGAGCCCUUCAGCCCGGGACAGGUGUUCAACCACAGCCAGGGAUGCCAGGUCCUGGUGCUUCCCUCUACUGAUGACCACGUUCUAGAGAUCAACGCUACGUGACCCUGGUGAUCGGUCAACACCCACUACCAUCACCUCUUGCCCCAUACCUCCUUUGGGGCUCCACUGUUCUGGAGCUCUUAAGUUUAGUUGGGACCCAAAAGUAGCUGUUCUAAGAUCAGACUAUGGACUCUGCUAGCUGGACUAGCCCCCGAGCCUGGAGCGAACACAGUCACAUCCGUAGAGCCCUGAUGAACUAGACACACCACAACCUGCUGAUGUCUUGACAUAUGUUUUCCUUCUCUUCUUCAGACUGUGUUUUGGCUCAGUGAAUAGAUCUGUGUUUGACAUACUAAGACCUUAGCCAAGGCAAUCUUGUCCUUCCUCAAACUUUCUGUAUUAAACUCAAAUGCAACAAAGA
Oncorhynchus kisutch (coho salmon) is the source of this 4370-nucleotide messenger RNA. RefSeq names its product trafficking protein particle complex subunit 10. The record is from RefSeq and is a predicted model, not a curated record. Gene Ontology annotation, biological process: early endosome to Golgi transport; intra-Golgi vesicle-mediated transport. Gene Ontology annotation, cellular component: TRAPPII protein complex. NCBI's taxonomy places the organism in Eukaryota, Metazoa, Chordata, Actinopteri, Salmoniformes, Salmonidae. The transcript has 23 exons. Bases 206 to 4012 code for a protein of 1268 amino acids. Gene Ontology annotation, molecular function: protein binding.